Xiphias gladius (swordfish) is the source of this 2273-nucleotide messenger RNA. RefSeq names its product tumor necrosis factor receptor superfamily member 11B-like. The record is from RefSeq and is a predicted model, not a curated record. Lineage: Eukaryota; Metazoa; Chordata; Actinopteri; Istiophoriformes; Xiphiidae. Bases 27 to 1280 code for a protein of 417 amino acids. The transcript is spliced from 6 exons. Gene Ontology annotation, molecular function: protein binding.
CCGCAGUUCUCUUUUACGCAGUGGAGAUGAGCGCCCGGAUAGCGAACUCCAACCCGGCCAUGAAACUGAUAGUGCUCUUCACAGCCUCCCUAUCAUGGGCCUUCCAGCAGCAGGCCUUACCGCCAAAGUACCAGUACCGCGACCCUGUGACAUCUGACCUCCUGUGUGACCAGUGCCCUCCGGGCACAGCGGUGAAACGACACUGCACCGCUGACGCACCCACAGAGUGCCAGCCCUGUCCUGAGAGGCAUUUUGCUGAGAACUGGCACUGGGGGGAUAAGUGCCAAUACUGCACCUCGGUGUGUAAGGAGAGGCAGCUAGUGAAGCAGCAGUGCAACAGCACUCACGACCAGCUGUGUGAGUGUGCUCCAGGGUUCCACCUAGUGGUGGAGUUCUGCAUCACACACAGUACCUGUCCACCUGGCUACGGAGUGACAGCUUUAGGUACACCAGUGAGUGACACGGUUUGUGAGCAUUGUCCCGCUGGUCAUUUCUCCGCCGGCGGCUCCUCCACCGAGCCAUGUCGGCCCCACGGAAACUGUUCCGAUUUGGGCCUGAAGACACUGAGAUGGGGCACGUCCACUUCAGACAGCCUCUGUGGCAGUCAGGACAAGACGGCAGCACUGGAGUGCUCUCGGCAUCACACUUCGUGUCACACUGAUGUUACACUGUGUGAGGAGGCAGUCUUCCAGUCUUUAGCCUCGCUGCGACUGUCCUCGGUGCCCCUGGAGCGACUGUUGGAGAGUCUUCCGGGCCGGAGGGUGGAUCGUAAGAGCCUGGAGAGGCUGAAGAAGGCCUGCUCACCUCAGCAGCAGGUCCUUCACCUGCUGCGACUGUGGAGGGAGCAGAACAAAGACCAGGACAAACUCUACGGCAUCAUACAAGGUGUGAACCACUGUGAAAGGAAGGUCUCCCGCUGCAAUGGCCUGAAGAACCUGACCCUAGAUGACCUCCUGAAGGUCACGGACAGCCUGCCAGGGGUGAAAGUUCAGCAGGAGGACAUCCGGGCCGUGGUCUCUACCUGCCUGCCCAGGCAGUACAUCCUGCAGCUUCUUCACCUCUGGAAGACAGCAAACUUCGAACUGGAUCUAGUCAAAGGUCUGUCUCACAGUCUGAGGGUGCUGCGCAGUCAGGGGGCACCACGCUAUCUGCUGAAAGGCCUGAAGAAGAUCAGCCGCAUCAUAGGAACCACCUCCGCGCACAAGAUGUAUGAAAAGAUGUUUGUCAGUAUGCUUCAGGAUGAGUUGUGUUUUAAAGCUCAUAAGCCACUAAAUGAGUAAGGAAAUGGGAGGUACAUUUGCAUAUUUGCAAUCAAAAGCAUAAACAGACACUAAUGCUUUGUCAAAUAGUGAACACACAAACACAAAAAGAUACACACACAGUGAGCAGGAGGAUAAAUGUAUGUGAAAGAGUAACAGACAUGGGUCACAUGAUAAUGUCAGGUCUUUACGAUAUCACCACAUGAUAUCAAGCUAUGCGCAAUGUGCUUAGAGGUAUUUUGUCAUAAAGGCAAGAUGGGAAGGUAAAUUCCUCUUUCCAUCUCUGAUUUUCCAUCAAGAACCUAUGCCAAAAUAAGGAGGUUAAAAGGGAUGCUAACAGCUUCCCCCUGAGUGUACAGUAUCUGUCUGCAGUUAUGAAUCUAAUAAGCCUUAAAAUAAAGAAAAACACCAUCACCAUCAUAUCUGUGUACUCCAGGCAGACCAAAAAAAAAAUUAAGAAAAAAAAAAGUUUCCUGGAAACUUUUUGACCAGAGUCUGUGAAAAAAAAACUAUUUAAGAUGUAAAUAGCACACUAUUUUAUGGAUGAUGGGCUGGCAGAUUUUGUGUUUUUAUUAUUGUUGCUUUCUCGCUGUUUUGAGAGGAAGGAUUUGGUUUCAUAAUGAAAUACAUGUAUUUUCUACAGUUUUCCUUUGUUUGUUGGUUUGUUCUGGACUGCUGGCAAGUAAAGCUCAUCCGAUUUUUUUUUUUUUUUUUUUUUUUUUUUUUAAAUUGUCAGCUUUAUGAAUGUACAAAGGAGUGCAAUUGUUUUCUAUUUAAAAAAGUUUUACUUUCUGAAUAUGUAAAGGCUUGUUUUUAUUACUUCAUCAGAAAUACUGGAUUCCAAAUGCUGCAAGUUCAUGAGGUGAUAUUUGUUUUAUAUUUUGUUUUAUCACUUUUAUAUUAUUAAAUGUAUGAUCUGUAUUGUAUAUAUGCUCGACUGGUCCUCUUUAAGCUCGUGUAACUUGUGAACACUAAUGUCAAAUGAUUUGAUUUGAUUAAAAUCAGUUUGUAAAA